This is a messenger RNA of Pogona vitticeps (central bearded dragon), 745 nucleotides long. The record is from RefSeq and is a predicted model, not a curated record. NCBI's taxonomy places the organism in Eukaryota, Metazoa, Chordata, Lepidosauria, Squamata, Agamidae.
CUAAAGUGAGCUUUUUAACAACACUGAGAAUUAACCUGGUUCUGUGUUUCACGACCCGUGGUAUUCUUGGCUCUCUCUCUCCCAGUUCUUCGGAGGAUCCAAGUGACCUUUCUGGACACAGUGAUACGUGUCGAACACGAGCCUAACGGAGGGCAGGCCAGUAUGGCCCUUGAGGUGCAUAUCAAAAGGCUGGACUAUUGUGACGAAGCGGUGAAGGACCCUGAGCAGGACCUACCUGUUGACAUCCACCAGCCUCCGCCAUUCGUGCACAAGAUCCUGCAGCUGAGCGGUGUCCUGUUCUACUAUGAGGAUUUCUCGGAGGGGAGUGGCUCUGCGCCAUCCCCUGUCCCAAAGGAGGAAGCGGAGCCAUCUGCCUGCCGAGAAGAGGAGGCCUCCUCCAGCCCUUUGCUUCAGAUCGGCAGCUGCUCCGGAUACACAGAGAUGAGAAUCAAGCUGAAGCAGAAUGAGGCCUUUCCCGGACCCAAGCUGGAGUUGGAUGGCAAGGCGGGAUCGCUGCAUCUCUUGCUGGCCCCUAAGCAGAUCUUUUAUUUGCUAGACCUUCUGACGUCUCUGAACCUCUCAGAACCCAGUACCCUGAAAGAACAGCUGAGCAAGAAUCGCCCCCUCGACUCGGAGGACUUGAAACUCAUUGAACAGGACCUCAGCCAGCAGCUGCAUUCGGGCUUUGGGGCCCCGGCCUCCCGUCUGGAGGGAAUGGAGACUUGUGCUGGACUGGAGAACGGAG